This is a messenger RNA of Onychostoma macrolepis, 706 nucleotides long. RefSeq names its product mitochondrial ribosomal protein L27 (gene mrpl27). Gene Ontology annotation, cellular component: mitochondrial large ribosomal subunit; ribosome. Bases 95 to 541 code for a protein of 148 amino acids. Gene Ontology annotation, molecular function: structural constituent of ribosome. Lineage: Eukaryota; Metazoa; Chordata; Actinopteri; Cypriniformes; Cyprinidae. Gene Ontology annotation, biological process: translation. The record is from RefSeq and is a predicted model, not a curated record. The transcript is spliced from 4 exons.
CUUUCUACUCACGCUAGUCAGUGAAGUUUUGCAGUUCGCGGGUUCUGAAGGAUCACGGGAGCGCGCCAGCUGCGUCACAAUCACGUGAUUCAAGAUGGCGGCGCUUGCGUCCUUGAUGCUGCAAUCCCGAGUCUGUAUUCUGUUCAGUCAAACGCCAACAGUUGUACUGACGAGAUUUGCUUCAAAGAAAUCAGGAGGAAGCAGCAAAAACCUAGGAGGGAAGAGUGCUGGCCGCAGAUAUGGUUACAAGAAACAAGAUGGGAACUUUGUACAUGCGGGCAACAUUCUUGCUACACAACGCAAGGGUCUAAUGCGCUGGCAGCCUGGAGCUCAUGUCGGUAUUGGAACCAACAAAACACUUUAUGCCCUAGAGGAUGGUAUUGUCAGAUUCACCAAGGAGGUGUAUGUUCCUCUGCCACGAAGUGCUGAAGCCAGGGAUGUGAUCCCAAAACUUCCCAAGGGUGCUGUUCUGUACAAGACCUUUAUCAGUGUCGUUCCUAUAAAACAGGAGAAUAAAUUUAAACUAGUGGACAUGGUAUGAAAAAGACUUUCUUCAACUUCAGUUUGAUCUGGAUCCUUUGGACUGGUAACACCCUGGAAUAUUUUGAUGGUCUCCUUUCAAAUGUGUCUAAAAAUUCAGCAGUAAUUAUUUCAUUUCUUUUUAUUUGUACAGUCAUGUUAUAGUCUAAUAAACAUGUUUACCUAA